AUGCAUGCACUCACUUACUAUUCGAGUAAUAAAAAUAAGUUUCGGUUACGUGCUACCAUCGAUCAUCUACCAAAAACUAGAAGUAAUGCUGGCGAUAAAGUGACACUUACAAAUUUUGAAGAUGAUCAAACGUUACAAUGUGGUAAUCACUAUGAUCGUUCAAAAGUAGUGGCUGUUAAUCCCCGAUUGUUUGGUGUCUCUGAUUCAGAUUGGAUAAACAAGUAUAAAGAUGCUGAACCAAAUAGUAUACCAUGGUGUGGAAAACAAAUACGAUUAACAGUAAACGGGGGGAAAUACAACAAAGUUUUUACGAUAGCUGAUACAUGUCAGCCAUGUGCUGGUAAGAAAUGUGAUGGUGCACCUAAAUGUGAUUAUGACAAUGUCAUUGACUUUGCAACGGAGCAAAAUGUACGAGAAAUUAUAAAAGCGAUAACAGGAGAAAAUGAUGAUGGAUUAGUUAAUACAAAUAAAGUUUCAUGGCAAAUAUUAAAUUAG
Molecule: messenger RNA, 495 nt
Organism: Didymodactylos carnosus
Lineage: Eukaryota; Metazoa; Rotifera; Eurotatoria; Philodinida; Philodinidae
Source: the annotation of a GenBank genome assembly